Messenger RNA from Cydia amplana, 2038 nucleotides. Its product is annotated as early estrogen-induced gene 1 protein. Bases 84 to 1979 code for a protein of 631 amino acids. The transcript has 12 exons. Lineage: Eukaryota; Metazoa; Arthropoda; Insecta; Lepidoptera; Tortricidae. The record is from RefSeq and is a predicted model, not a curated record.
UAACUCAACCCCCUCUUUUCCAGAUCUCCGCGAUGCCAAGCACGUAAACACAUGUGACCGUCCGGCAAGCGAUCCACGCAGUAAUGGCGUUCAUGACCAAGAAGAAACGGUACAAGUUCGGAGUUCAGUGCUGUCUCGAGGAGCUCACCGAGGUGCCGUUCGUGUCGGCGGUGCUUUUCGCGAAGGUGCGGCUGCUCGAUGGAGGGAAUUUCCAGGACCAUUCCAGCCGCGAGGAGGUCCGCAACCACGCGGUGCGCUGGAACGCGCAGUUCUCGUUCGUUUGCAAAAUGUGCGCGAACGCGAACACGGGAGUUUUGGAACCGGCUCUGAUGCGCGUCUCUGUGCGGAAGGAGUGCAAAGGGGGACGUUCAUACCAGAAGCUCGGCUUCUGCGACGUGAACCUGGCGGAGCUGGCCGGCGCCGGCGAGAGCACCCGCCGGCGGCUGCUCGAGGGCUACGACCCGCGGCGGAGGCUCGACAACUCCGUGCUGCGGGUGCGGAUCAAGAUGAACAUGAUCUCCGGCGACCCGCUCUUCAAAGUGCCCGAGCGCAAGCAGGACGUGGACGGCAAGGCGGACAGCGGCUCCGAGAGCGCGGCCGGCGGCCCCGAGGACGACUGCGCCUCCAGCACGCCCAGCAGCGGCUUCGGCAGCCUCACCAAACGGUCCAACUACGAGGGCGGGCACUCGCAGCCGCUGUCGUCGCUGCCGUCGUGCGAGCUGCCGUCGCCGGACCCGGACGACGUCACCGACCAUCCGGGAACGGGAACGCUGACCGCCGCGUCGUGCGCGAGCUGCCUCCAGCAGCACACACACUCGCGCAACUCAUCCAACACCUCCGGGGACACGAGCAGCAAAGCGUCGGGCUACGGCAGCUCCGUGUCCGCCGCGUCCGCGCACUCGCGACAGAGCUCCGAGGGCGACUCCGCGGACGCGCGCCCCCACCACAACAGUCGCUUGUGCAAGCACACAGGGCGAGCACAAACGUUAACGAAGCUGCUGCUCGAGAAAUCGGUCUCGUCCGACAACUCGGACGUGUAUCUGACGCCCAACACGACCCUCACCGGACCGCCGGACGUCAUAAGACACGCCAUACAGUCCCCCGCGACAGAAGACUACACAACACCAGACACGACACUCACUAAUGAAAGUAAUGCACACUUCGCUAUGCCCACUUAUUUCGAUAAGAAAAAGAAGGCCGCGGCGACAAUGAUAAGCAACGCCGUCCAGCCUUUGACGAACUUCCAAAUAUUCAAGCAGAAAUCCUUAAACACAAUCCCGGCUUUAAUAGAGAGGAACAAGCGCAACGAGGAACUCUUCAACAAUUUCCCAUUCUUAACACCUUUAGCGCACAGAAAGAGUUCUCUAAUAUCCGAAGCUAACAGGCUAUCAGGGUGUAUAGAGGACGAGUUCUACAGCAUCACAUCUGACCCGGAAACUGACGGGUUAUCAAUCGACGUGCGCAACCGUUUCAAGAGUCUGUCCAACAAGAAUGUUGAUAAGGAUGUGUUCACAUCGACGCCGAAAGAGAGGGUGCCGGUGAUACAGAGGUGUCACUACGCGUCGGAGCGCCGGCGCGGGGAGGUGCUGAGACACAGCUACACGGACCCGAGGAACCCGUCGUCCGGGUCGCUGACCGCGUCCGCGUCCGAGAGCGGGUCGCUGGACCGUGCGCGCGCCGCCUACUCGCGCCGCAAGCGCGCGCCGCAGCAGCCGCAGCCCGCGCCGGUCGACGACCAGCACAUGGUGUCCUGCCGGGUGGAAAACACGCGCGUGAACCCGGACUCGCUGAUCGACGAGCUGCUCGCGCAGACCGACCUCAAGCAAGCCGUCGACGACUCCGCGGAGACGUCGGGGCUGCAGCUGUUCAUAGCGCGCGACGGCACCGCGGAGCUGGGCUCGCGGCAGCGCACGGAGCGCCGGCCCGACUACCAGCGCGUCGUCAUACACCCGCACGAGCGCAGGCUACCUACGGCCUGAGUGUACGCCGACGUGGGCCUCGGCCCGCCGCGAGUCUGACCCGAGGCCGACACCCCGCG